AUGCUUAGUCACAUCAGUUAUCCCUCAUCAAACUCUCAAAAUGUUGAGCAAAGAAGCAAAAGUAAAAUCCAAAAGUCCCCGAAAACAGAGCACAGUCCAGGCCAAGGCCAAGCGAAAGUCGGCCAUCGAUUGUGCAGGAAUGGAGAGGCCAACGAAGAAGGAGGCGCCACCACCACAGGCAGAGGCGGAGUGCAACAGGCCCAAGUUCCAUCGUUCGCCAGAGCAGAAGCGAGUCUACCUGCAGCAGCAGGUGGUGCCCAUUCUGAUGGAGGGAAUGCUGGCUGUGGCCCGCGCACAGCCCCGCGAUCCCGUCGGCUACCUGGAGAAGUUCUGGCUGCAGGACAGCCACAAGUGCGACACUCAGCUGCCCCAAAACAUUCUCUGAAUCGAAUUUCCAAUCAAAACAAAUUCAAAUUGAAAUAAAAUGCAGUUUCGGUUUCCGUUGAGCCUCA
Messenger RNA from Drosophila guanche, 452 nucleotides. Its product is annotated as protein dpy-30 homolog. Bases 41 to 385 code for a protein of 114 amino acids. Gene Ontology annotation, cellular component: Set1C/COMPASS complex. Lineage: Eukaryota; Metazoa; Arthropoda; Insecta; Diptera; Drosophilidae. The record is from RefSeq and is a predicted model, not a curated record. The transcript has a single exon.